Cervus elaphus (red deer) is the source of this 2589-nucleotide messenger RNA. RefSeq lists its product as uncharacterized. Lineage: Eukaryota; Metazoa; Chordata; Mammalia; Artiodactyla; Cervidae. The record is from RefSeq and is a predicted model, not a curated record. The transcript is spliced from 2 exons. Bases 813 to 1880 code for a protein of 355 amino acids.
AGGGCCCUCCGGAUCAGGGUCAGCUGAGACCAGCGCCCAGAGGCUUGGCCCCUGGGCCUGCACGGCCUGCGCUGGGAGGGCGCUACUGUGUGAGAGGCUGCUGGUUGACCCCGGGACAUGGAGGGGCCCCAGGGCCGUGGGGGUCGGAGUUCGGCCGCCAGCUCUGUGCAGAGGCUGAGCCGAAGGCAGGCGGGGGCUGGAGUGGGGAGGGUCCUGGGUGGGCUUGGAGCCCAGCGUGGCCGGUGCCCCUGUGAGUGGGCCUGGGCUGGGGGUGGGGACCCCACGUGGCUUCCUGGGCACUCAGGCUGGGCCCCUGGGCUGGAGUUAGCUGUGCCGUCCUUUGAGCACGGGGCCAGGAGAGGACCCAGCCCCCUUGUGCGGGCUCAUCCGACCUGCACGGUCUCUGGCUGGGCCUUAGUUUCCCUGGCCGGGUGCAGGGCAUGGGGCUGCUGUGACGGGCACUCGCUGAGGCUGUGGCUGUCCUGAGUCUGGAGCCUCCAGCGCAGAGGGGAGGGGACAGAGGGGGAAGCGAGCUGGGCCUGGGCCAGCCGCGUGUAAAUCCUGCAGUGGCCACGGAUCCGCCCCGCGGAGUUCAAAGCUGGCCCCGGGUGUGGCUGCUGGGCUGUAAUGAGGUUACUGAUUCAACCGGCUUCCUGGUGCUGCCGCGCAGAGCAGAGGGAGGCCUGGAGCCCCGGGACGGAUCUAAGUAGCCCGUAAUUGACCAAUUUAGCUUAAGUGUCCGUGCUGGCCCCGGGCAGAGGUCAGGUGGUGACAGCCCAGGUGGCCGGAGUCGCUGCGCUCACGGGCCCCUGAUGGACGGCUGCCUUCCGCCCCGCCUCGGGAGCGGGCACCAGUUGGGCAGCUGGCCCCGAGCCCCCGCCUGGGGUCCCCGUCCAGGUCCCUCCUUGCCCGUCUGUGGGCCCGUGUCCUCCAGAAGCUGCAUGCUGUCCCCGGUCAGCUCCAGCCAGGCCGUCCCCAGUCGCUCCCUCCUGUGUGUGUGCAGGGCGCGGGGCGGCGGGCGCUCUGGGCGGGGUGCUGGGCUUGGACGUGGGGUGACCGCGUGGCCUGGGAGAAACAGUGGAGGGCCACCCUGGAGAAUCCCGGCCGUGUGUCCAGAGCACCCACCUUGCCGGCCGUUUAGCCCUGAGAGGCCAGGCUGGGUAUUGGGGGCGCUGGGCGGUGGCGGCACGGUGGUGACCUGGCUGAACCGUCCCCCUCAAGCGCAGAGGCCCUGCGGUCCACGUUUUGGGGGGGUUUCAGUCUUGGGGAGCUUGAGAGACGUGCCCAAGGUGCCCUGGCUGAUGAGGGUCAGCGCUGGGGUCCGAGAGGUGGUGGGCAUCCCUCUUGGAGACUGCCCACUGUGCACCCCUGCGGCCCAGCUUUGUCUGGAGCAGCUUUGGGGUGCCCUCAGCGGCAGAGGAGGUGUGUCCUGGAGACACUUCCUGAUUGAGCUCUUGGGGGAUCGCCUGAGCCUGCUUGUGGUUGCCCCACCUGGGCGGGCGGGUGGUCGCGCCCACCCCACCUCCAGGGGUCAGGAGCGCCAGCGCCCCGCAGGGCUGCAGCCCAGGCCGGGUGGACAGUCCGGCUUGCUCUCUGGCCAGCUCGCUGCGUGUCCGGGCAGAUCCCGUCUCCCCUGCCGCGGUUUCCCUGGGGCCCUCUGGCUAAUGGAGUGUCGGCCUCUCGCCCUUGGCCUCCUUCCCUCGAGCUGGGGACUGCUCCUCAGGGAGUGGCCCCGGGUCCUCUCCCGGCUGAGGGGGCAGGCCCGGGGCUGUGGGAGCUGGGAAGUCGGCUGGGGUGGGCCGGACGGUCGGUCCCGGUGGGCCCAGCUGCCCAGCUGUGGUUCUCACCUGGGGUGUUCUGGUGAGGCGGUUUGGGGGUGAGCCCCGUGAGGGGGAGUCGUGAGCAUUGCAGAUGGAGGUUGGGCGGGGCCUGCGGGUUCUGUCGUGCCGGUCCGUGCCCUGUCCCCUGGCAUUCUCCUUGGGCCCCCAUCGCCCCCAUCGCUCGGGCCUCUGCUCAGUACCGUGUGACCCUCACGCCCCGUCCCCCGCACUCAGCGCCGCUCACUCUGCUUUCUGGCUUUCUCGUGUUCCAAGCUGGUCGGUGAGAACCAGUGUCAGCUCUGAGCGGGGAGGCCGUGUGUCCCUGGCCUGGCCGGGAACCUUUCCGGGUCUCCGUUGCCUCACCUGUCACUGCCUGGGGAAGUCAGGGAGGCUGCAAAGAGGAGGUGAUGUUGUUAGGCUUUAAGGGAUAAACUAGACUGCUGGGUGGGCAGUGGGUCAGGACCCACCCUGGGAGGUUUCAGAAGGGUCCGACGGCACAGCCAGGCUCCUCCGCUGGCCUCUGGUUGCGUGGCCCGUCUGUGCUGGCGAGGCUCCAAGUGAGCAUGGGGGGGGGGGGGUGUGUGGUCAUCUGCUCUGGGAAUAAUUAACCUUGGGAGGAGGGAGGGCCGGGAGUGGGCCUGGCCAGCACCUGGCAGAGCCCAGCCUGGCGGCAGGCAGCCCCUCUGGGCCCUUUCCUGCCGACCUGACGUCCCCUCUGCUGCUUGGGCCUGGGGCGUGCUGGUCUGGAACGUGCCCACGCUGGCCCUGC